Klebsormidium nitens is the source of this 1427-nucleotide messenger RNA. Lineage: Eukaryota; Viridiplantae; Streptophyta; Klebsormidiophyceae; Klebsormidiales; Klebsormidiaceae. The record is from the annotation of a GenBank genome assembly.
CGGCGUCGGUCUGUUCACAUGGAUCGUGCGAGUCAUCCUCUCCCAUGGUAGCGGCACACGGUGGCGGGGGCUAUGGCGGUGUGCUUCCAGGUUCCCCUGCCGCCCCCGUACCUCCACCACACUGGAACGGCCUGGCUCGCUCCCCAUUGCCGUGGCUUGGGGCCUGCCUUGGAGUCUCCCCUUGCAGCUGGCCCACCCUGUCCUGGCCGCCCAUGCCGCCGCCCUGCUGACCAGCCGCCUGCAAGACAUGGCGCCCGCAGAAGCUGCCGCCCUCAACAGCCGCUCGCUGUUGCUCCGUCCUGGGGCUCCCUCUGGCCGCUGCUCGGGCAUGGCUGGCCGCUGGACCCUCCGCAAGUGCAGCGGCGGGCGGCCUCUUUGUGUUCCUGCAGCGCGCGGGAUGCACCUAAGGUGGAGCCGCAGAGGGGGAGCAAUGGAGGUGCAUUGGAGGGAGAGAGCCGUGUGCCCCCAGAGGCCCUCUGGCCGGCAGUGUCGCCAGCACAGCUGGUGGCGGGCUACCGGCGUGAGGUGGCGCACCAGGGGGGGCGCCUCGUGAUCCAGCCCCUGGACGCAGAGCACUACGAGGCGGCGGUGGGGCUGCUGGCGGAGUCCUUUGCGGACUCCAUUGACGCGGCGUCGCUGGUGGGCUACAUCCGCACGCAGAUUGUCAGGUACCUCGCGGAGCAGGAGCGCUUCUUCGCCAAGGGCCAGGGGGUCUGCCUGGCGGCCCUCUGGUAUCCCCCCCCUGCCUCUUCAGGGGAUCCCCCGCUGGCUCAAGCCGUGCUGGUGGGCACUGUGAGCCUCGCGUUUGCGGUGCGCAGCCUGCCCCGCUUCCCCACACUGAACGUCCCGCCCCACCGCUCCAGCGCCUACCUCUCCAACAUGGCGGUCCAGCCUAGCCACCGCAGGCGCGGCGUUGCCCGCCAGCUGUUGGUAGCCUCAGAGGAGUUGGCGGCGGCACUGGGCAAGCGCGCGCUGUAUCUGCAUGUGCGCUUUGUGGACUCCGUCCCGCAGCACGUCUACGCUGGAGUGGGGUACUGCGUGGUGGCGCGCGACACGCCCCUCAGCUGGCUCUUCCUGCAGCGCCGCCGCAGCCUCAUGCGCAAACAGCUUGCGCCACUGGCCGCCGGGCCGGGGCAAGGCUUGCAGGCUCGGGAGAGCGCAGUCUCAUGAGCUUGGCAUAACCGUACCGUCCAGACACAAUGGGGAAGAACGUGACGAUUGGUUUGAGAAUGAAAGCUGGCGUGAUAAGGUCAGACUAUAAGCAAUUGGGUCGCAUUUCGUCACUUAUUGCUGCUUUUAAUCCGUACCUCGAAUGUGUUGCUCCAUCCUUCAUGAGGCUGAGAGUUGCCCUUCAGUGUUAUUGCUUUCUGCGGAGGAAGUUCAAAUUUGCGGGGUCUUGCAUGUGCACUAAGUCGACGAUUGGGCAG